Molecule: messenger RNA, 1319 nt
Organism: Lates calcarifer (barramundi perch)
Lineage: Eukaryota; Metazoa; Chordata; Actinopteri; Centropomidae
Gene: pdrg1
Product: p53 and DNA-damage regulated 1
Exons: 5
Coding region: 81-485 (134 amino acids)
Biological process (GO): protein folding
Cellular component (GO): prefoldin complex
Source: RefSeq, a predicted model, not a curated record
ACUCCAAUGCACAAGGUGGCGGCAAUGCACCAAGAAAACCACCAGAAAGCACCAGACUAAGAAGAAGGAAAACAAAGACGAUGAAAAUGGAUGCUGUUUCUCAGCGUGUUAUGAAAUAUUUGACAGAAGUUGAGGAGGGAGCGGAGGAUAUUCUCACCGCUAAACAACAAAUUGUGGACCUGGACACAAGGAGAAACAGGAACAGAGAGGCAUUGAAUGCACUGAAAACUGGAAUGUCAGAUUCAGAAAAAGUCAAGGUUUGCUUUGGAAACAUGUUCAUCAAAUUUCCCAAAUCAAUGACAAGACAGAUGAUUCAGAGAGACCAGGAACAGCUGGAAAAGGAGAUAAACAACAUUCGCGAAGGACUGAAAGCAAAAGUCAGUUGUCUCAAUGAGAUGCAAGGUCAACCUGAGCUGAGAGGCUACAACCUGUCUCCAUUAUCCAGUGAUGAAAUCAAAGCCAUGAACAUUCUUUUAAAGAGAUGACAUCAGAUCUUCAUAGUUCUGAAGACAAAGGACAAAGAUCACAUGUUAAGUUGCUUGAGAACUCCACCUGCAGCUUCAGUACUGUAAUGUGCUAUCCUCUGGAUGAUCUGAUAACACAGAAUCCAGAAAAGAGCCACAAUAUAACAAUAUAUUGACAUCUUUGUAAACAUGACAUUCAGAUAUUUUUACUUAUUCAAACAUCAGUCUGCUUUAAAGCCGCAUCUAAACAGAGCGUAAGCACAGCUACUUGGAACACAAAGCAAUGACAAUGUCAUUUUGGAGUCUUGCCAGCUGCCUUUAACCUUAUAGUUCUUUUGUUAUUGACUGUUAAAACCAUAUCUGGCGCAGUAGCUUUUGCACUGUGUAGUCAUUGACCUCACUUUGACUGCUGGUGUCCUAGCAAGCUUACUGCUAGUCAGGUCCACAUCAAGUGUUGUUCCAAAUCAUAAACAUUUCAAAUAAUAUAACUGAAAAGCAAAUUUGGUAAAAAUGGUCAAAGUUGAACAGAAACUAUAGUUUAUUACAACUUAGUUUUUAUUUUUGUACCUGGUCAUCCAUUCUAAAAUCAGUUAGAAUGAUAUUUUCUCACUGAAGUAAUUGGUGAGAUCUCAGAACAUGCCAACAUUGCAAAGUGUGAUGGUGUUUGGGUUAUUUUACUUUUCCUCUGAUUUUUGUCUUCCAAGUACAACCUGGGCAUUUUGCUUAUAUCUGACUGCUUAUUUUUCUUGUACCAUAGGGCCUUUUUUCCCAGAUCUCAGCAAUUACCUUGAGUACAAUGUUGUAAACAAUAGAACUAAGAACUGAAACUAUAAAGUCAGUUGUUACAACUCAUAA